Messenger RNA from Ostreobium quekettii, 354 nucleotides. The record is from the annotation of a GenBank genome assembly. NCBI's taxonomy places the organism in Eukaryota, Viridiplantae, Chlorophyta, Ulvophyceae, Bryopsidales, Ostreobiaceae.
AUGCCAGACUCUGUCAAUUUUACAGAAAUUGCCCCACUGGCACUGCUCAAUGCCACGUGCUUCAUUGGCCUGAUGUUCUCACCUCCUUUUUGCUUUGAGACGUGCACCGAACACAUCAAGAACUGCUUGCGCCCACUGCAAAUUCCUGUCUUCUCUGUUGCUGCUGCAAGUAGGAAGUGGGAAGCGCAUCGAAUUUGUGUUGCAGCGCAAGCCAUGCUCUGCGUUGCCUAUGGAAGUAUGUUGCACAUCCAUUUGUGCCUGGUAACAUUUCAAUGGUUGCGUGUUCAAUGGGUUGUUCAUGAGGCAUGGGCAUGUCUGCUGCCCACGUAUCAUGCUGCGAUGCUGUCGUCAUGA